AUGUUACGUUUCAAUGGACAAUUAUGGACCAUUCUACUCUCAUCAUCAUCAUCAUCAUCAUCAUUAGAUAAUCGUAAUAUAUAUCAACGUCAGGAAGGAUCUCAUCAUCAUCGACAUCGUUCACAAGAUUCAUUCAUGUCUAUGGUUUCUUCAUCUGGUGGAAGUGACGGUUGUCGUACGCCACUUGAAAUGGAUGAAUAUUUACCCCUUGGCUAUCCGUCUCCUUAUGAUGAUGAUAAUAAUAAUGAAGGUGAUGAUAAGGUAUCCAAGAUCUCAAAAGGCAAGAUGAGAAAAAAGAAAAAGGUCAAUCAUCCACCUAGAAAUAAAAAGGAUAAGAAAAGGCAACAAGAGACACCUCCAUCAUCGCCAUCAACACAGGAAGAUGAAUCAUCCAUAUUAUCGUCACCCUUGUUGGCAGGCAGGAAAAGAAGAGGUAAUUUACCCAAAUCUAUCACAUGUUUAUUGAAAGAAUGGUUAGUGCGUCAUGUCGAUCAUCCUUAUCCCACCGAUAAUGAGAAAUCCUUUUUACAACAAGAAACCCAAUUGACUAUUAAUCAAAUCAGUAAUUGGUUCAUCAAUGCCCGACGUCGUCUCCUGCCUUAUUUGGUUGCCUCUCCGUUGCAUGGUUAUGAUAUGAAAAAGAAACAAGAUAGAUCGGGGGUACCGAAAACGUCAAAAAAGAUGAAUAUGAUCAAAAAACGUACAUCCACUUUUUCUCAUCGACCUAAACGAACUUGUCGACAAUCCCCUCACUCUAUCCAACAUGACGAUGAUGCUGAUGAUGAUGAUGAUGAUGAUGCUGGACCCUGGAUAGAUUGA
This is a messenger RNA of Halteromyces radiatus, 819 nucleotides long. Its product is annotated as homeobox KN domain-containing protein. Gene Ontology annotation, biological process: regulation of transcription by RNA polymerase II. The transcript is spliced from 2 exons. The coding region runs from base 1 to 819 and encodes 272 amino acids. Lineage: Eukaryota; Fungi; Mucoromycota; Mucoromycetes; Mucorales; Cunninghamellaceae. Gene Ontology annotation, molecular function: RNA polymerase II cis-regulatory region sequence-specific DNA binding; DNA-binding transcription factor activity, RNA polymerase II-specific. The record is from RefSeq and is a predicted model, not a curated record.